GGCAGAACGGCACCGGCAGCACCGGGGCAGCACCGGGCGGGACGGCGGGGCUGGGGGGGCCAUGGCGCGGCUGCUGCUGUGCUGUGCUGCCCUGCUGGCGGCAGGGACGGUCCAUGGCGAGGGGUCAACACCAUCGCAGCCCCGGCCCGGCUCAUCCGAAGCUGUCACCACGUGGGCACACAGCACUUCUUCACGCAGCUCAGGGACAGCCGAACCACAGACAUCGUCAUGGGACACAACUCGCGGCAGAGAGAGCUCAGCAGCACCUCUGUCUCCACCGCACACCUCUGCAACACCGUCUUCAACUGCGACCCCAAACGCUGCAACAGCUGAGCCUCCAUCCGGCCCUGCAGGAACGCCACCUCUGCCCACGGCGUCGAGCUCAGCGCCGCUGACCACAGCCCCAUCCAGCACCCCCCCCACAUCGGCUCCAUCCAACCUGACCACGGUGCCCAACCAUACGUGGUCCUCAGGCACGGCGCCCGCCCCGUCCUCCCCUGGGCGCCCCACUCCCACCCCCAGCUCUGCCGUGCCCACCGCCAGCUCCGCUCCUGGCACUGCCUCUGCCCUCAGCUCCAGCACUGCACGGCUGCUCGGGGCCGGCAGCCUGGCACAGCCCUCCUCCAAACCCAACCCCGGAGUGGUGGUGGUCGUCUGCCUCUUCGUGGCGGUGCUGGUGGGGGCCGUGGCCAUGCUGCUGGUGCGGCUGCGCUGCUGCGGGAAGCCCCGCUUCCAACGGCUGGAUGAGGUGCCCAUGGGCAAAGUGUCGGAGGAGUCCCACUUCGCCCGCCACCCCCCCAGGUGACCCCGCCGUGCCCAAUAAAGACGCUGCAGCCAUGGC
Messenger RNA from Gallus gallus (chicken), 841 nucleotides. RefSeq names its product proline-rich receptor-like protein kinase PERK2. Lineage: Eukaryota; Metazoa; Chordata; Aves; Galliformes; Phasianidae. The record is from RefSeq and is a predicted model, not a curated record. The coding region runs from base 62 to 805 and encodes 247 amino acids. The transcript has 4 exons.